UUUAUGUGUGAUGGCUCCGCCCACCCGGUUUAGCGUUCAGUUGAGAAUCACUGACAGUCUGGUUGAGUGAUAUUACAUCAACAGAACAACCUCAGCUCUGAUGAGAAAUCACAGCUACAGGAACACUAGUGCGUUUAACCUGUGAUGGUGUUUGUUUAAAGAGAUGAACAGACAAGUGGAGGACAGGAGAAACACUGCAAACUUCAGCCAACACGUGUCAAAGCGGCGUUGAUAACGGACCAAUGAAGAAGAUCAGCUCAGUGUUUUCAACGCUUCAGGAGAAACUCCAGAGAUCCAAGAGCAGCAAUGACUCGGCGUCAAAUCAGUCAGUAACGGCGCUUGCAGCGCCCCCGUCCGGCCGUGAGAGGAAUUACAACGGACAGCUGUUCUUCGAGUAUCUGCUGGUGGUCAGUCUGAGGAAGAAGAGUCAUGAGGAAGGUUACGAGCCGCACAUCACUUACCAGUUCCCAAAGCGUGAUGUGAUGGGGCGUUCACAGCGAGAGGAAGAGGAGAAGUGUAUGAAAGCUGCUCAUCUCUUCUGCUUUCCGGAAGGAAUCAACUGGGCUCCUUUAACAGAAUACAGAAGUGAAACAUUCUCUUUUGUUCUGACUGAAAUUGACGGUAGCAGAAGAAACGGUUAUUGCAGGAGACUGCUGCCGGAUGGUAAAGGAGCUCGUAUACCUGAAGCGUACUGCAUCAUCAGCCGCGUGGCGUGUUUCGGACUCUUCUCCAAGAUAUUUGAUGAGGUGGAGAAGAGGCGGCGGGUCUCGAAGGCGAUGAUCUAUCCAUUCAUGCAGAGUCUGCGAGAGGCGCCGCUGCCCGCGCCCGGAAAUACCGUUAAAAUCACCAGCUUCAUCCCAGAUUCUGGAACUGAGAUCAUCUGUUUAACUCGACCCACCGACGCGUGGCUGGAACACGUGGAUUUCCGAACACUCUUCCGCUGUCUGACGGAUGAACAAGUGCUGCUGGUUUUUGCCGCCACUGUGAUGGAACGGCGUAUCAUUUUCAUCUCUGAAGAACUCAGUACUCUCUCUCAGGUUAUUCACGCUGUAGCCGCUCUGUUGUAUCCGUUCGUUUGGCAGCACACGUUAAUUUCAAUUAUUCCUGAAGUUUUGAUCGACGUGUGCGCGGCGCCGACGCCGUACCUGCUGGGAGUCCAGAAGAACAUGCUGGAACUCAUCACGGACCGCAAUGAUUUGCUGAUUGUCGAUUUGUCAACUGAAGCUAAAAACACAUUCAUCUCUAGAAUUGGAGAUGAGGAGUCAAUACUGCCCCAGAAACUGAAGGAGGAGCUGUUACUCGCCCUGUCUGCUCGCAAACACAACGCCAGUACGGAGGAUCUGAACCGGCUGGUGUCAGAGGAGUUCCUCUCGUUCUUCAUCCAGACCGUCGGUCAUUUCUCUCAACACGUGAAGCGCUGCGGGAACACGCGACAGUUCCAGAGGAAGUCCUUCCUGAAGUCCAUCCCACACAAAUCACAUCUGGACUUCAUCAAACUCUUCAUCCACACACAGAUGUUUGAUGUGUUUAUACAGGAGGAGGAGACGCAACCCAACCCAAACGGAGUGUUCCAGAAGAAACUGUCAGAGCAUCACGAGAGGCAGAAGAGAGAGAAGACUAAAACACGAUGGGUGCAAACUUUACCCUGACAUCUUUAUGCUCAUUUUCAUUUGUUUUAAUUGCAGAAAUAUUUUUCGAUAAUCCACUAAAAAUGACUAUUACAAAAUAAUAUAUAAAAUGACCAAACAAUAAUAUAUAUAUAUUUUUAAUUGUCAUGAAAAUAAUGUCAGAAAAUGGUCAUAAGACUUCUAGAAUAAAAUGUAUUUUGGGGUGAAAGCACAUGUCUCGUGCAGACUAACUCCUGAUAGUCAUUAAUAUUCCCGUGUAUAUGAGGAUCAAUAACAUCAUGAAUAUUUGCAGAACAACAUGAACGAUGUAAAAACUGUCCACAGUGAAUUAAAGUCAGCAACAGUGACUCACUUCUGUGUGUUUGUGUAAUGAUGUUUCUCUUCUGUGUCUCAUGAAACACUCCCAGUGAGUGUGUG
Messenger RNA from Xyrauchen texanus (razorback sucker), 2045 nucleotides. RefSeq names its product DENN domain-containing protein 2D-like. NCBI's taxonomy places the organism in Eukaryota, Metazoa, Chordata, Actinopteri, Cypriniformes, Catostomidae. The record is from RefSeq and is a predicted model, not a curated record. Gene Ontology annotation, cellular component: cytosol; nucleoplasm. The transcript is spliced from 13 exons. Bases 243 to 1649 code for a protein of 468 amino acids.